UGCUGUGGGCGGGCUCAUAAGGGCAGCAUGUGAAACGUAGACGGCUCCUGACUGGGCGCGCUGGAACGUGGGCGGAGCUGGGCGACGAAGGGGGCGGCUGAGCUUUGGCGGGCUUUGCGCCUGUGGAUGGGGUUGGUUGGUUGGCUGGGGAGGCGGUCUCUGCAAAGAUUAUAGAGGAUCUUUGGUCGUCUGUGAACAGGUCGGCCCUGGCCUGAGGACGGGGCCCAGCGGCCGUGCAUUGACUGGCCAGCCCGGCGCCUGUGGGCGGGGGCAGCAGGAGUCUGUCCGCGUCGCUGAGUUGAUUUGCGCUGCUCCUGCGGCGGGAGAUGUCGACCGGUUGAGUGUGAUUUAUGUCAAGCGCUUCCUCAAUGUGAGGCGUAUCCUGCUGCAAGAUGUGUGAGCAGGGGCUGGAGAUGGCCUCUAUCCUACCCGCCCUGCGUGAGCUGGAGAGUGCCAGUCCAGAAGAUUAUAACACAGUGGUGCAGAAGCCAAGGCAGAUUCUUUGUCAGUUUGUUGACAAGAUGCUGACAGAUGUUGAUGUUGUUGCUUUGGAGCUUUUGAAGAAAACAGACUCUCAGCCAACAUGUGUGAUGUUGCUAGAUUUUAUUCAACAUAUUAUGAAAUCUUUCCCUCUUAUGUUUGUGAGUGCUCCGCAAAAGCCAACCAAGGAAAUUCAGCGGCUCAGUAGUGAUGAUGAGUGCAGUUGCAUUGAUUUCAGCAACUGGAUCAUUACCAGGCUUCUUCGAAUUGCUGCAGCCCCAAACUGCCAGACACUUCACAACUGCAUUGCAAAAAUAAUAAUUUCUUUGCUGUGGCUGUUUAAGAACAAGAAUCCCUUCAUAUUUGGAGUACAAACCAAGGAAAUGCUCGGCCUCUUCCAAGAUCUAACUUGUCUGUCGGAGAAGAGUGUAAUGAUGCACCAGUCAUCUUUGUGGCCAUUUACGAUUGAUCGUUUUAUUGUGGCUGUCAGAGAACAUCCAGGAUAUUUAACCCCCGCACCACUUCAGCUGAACUCUCUGUUACAAGUAGAAUUACUGGAGAUCAUAUUACUGAGAAUUUUAUCUUCGAUACUUUCAAAUGUGUUUUGCAGAAGGCAACGACUUACCUUAUGGGAAAUAAGCUGCUCGCUUUUAGAACAUGGCAGUCCCAAGAUUAGGAGUAGUGUGAUAGCCCUGUCAGCAAAACUAAUAAAACUUGGAGGACCACCACCAGAAGAAUUGUCAAAUAUGUUUUUUACAAGUUUUGUUGAUCUUUUGCUGUUAUUUAAGGAAGCCGACAGAGCUGAAUUGGAACUAUAUGAGGAGCCAUUUUCAGAAUUGGUCAAAGCACUCUUUCCAGUCAAUACGGAGCAUCUUGCAAGCUUGCAUGUGAUAGAACCAUUUUACCUUAAUAUGUUUAUGGAUAAAUUAAGUAUUUUUAUAGGCGAUGGACUAUUGAAACACAUUGAUUCUGAUAGAUUAAGAUCAGCUUUAUGCCAUAUAUUCCAGCACUUUCUGAUGUUUACACCUCCCGGAGUUGUGUGUGCAACACCAAUACAGAAACACCGUAUACAUUUGGUUUGCGGAGCUGUAACUGAAAUGAUAGGAACCCAAGCUAAACAAGAGUAUUUGUUAAGUUGCUUGUAUAUAGCAAUGAGAACGGAAGGAAUUGGUGUCAUGCGCGAAACAUAUAAUUGGACCAAGGCACAAUCAACAGGGGUUCCAGAAACACGUGGAGAAAGUAGCAACGAUGAAGUUCCAGAGAAACGGCCGCGAAUGAGUAUUGCAACACAAAAGUCAUUACACCCAGUCAAGCCAGCUGAAUGUGAACCAGUGGAAAUGAAAUUCAAGAGUAGAUUGUGGUGGGAUGUACAUGAGAGACUGACAACAUUGAUCACUUCAUUGGAGAAGGCUGAGUCGCACAUGGAAAGUCUGCCUUUGUUGGAGGGUAUUGUGGUUUUAUUUCGCUUGGCGGCUCUGUGUACAGCAUUCUGUGACAAAGGAAUUCCAAAUAGCACUGACAAAAUCAAAGAUGACGACAUUGCAAGUGGGGAGCCGCACAAUUCCACGGAAAUUCCAUCAAUCAAAAUCCAAUUAAUUUGGAUACAUUUUGAGAUGUUUAUCCAGGUUCUGGAAUAUGGAAGGAAACAAUUAAACAGUACUUCCAAUGAAGAACAAGUACAGCAUUUGGUUGAUAGAUUAAUAAAAAUAAUUGAUGCUGUAAUCUAUAUGCAAGUUGUCCAAGGCAAUGGGAAGAAUGAUUUGCUUCAUACGCUUUGUGGUUUUCUAUCAUUACCGUGGAUCCAUAAACAUAAUUCUGAUGGAACUUUUCAAUCUGUUGGUUUCAAUUCUGACCUUGUAACUCUCAGCCAACGUUUGUCAAGCAGUUUCUCACAACCGAACCAGGCAAAAUGUGUAUUUCUAUUAUCUUUGCUGCACAAAUCCAUUUGUCCUGAGUGGAGAGUAGCAAUAUACAAAUGGUCUUCGCAGAGCUCCAGUGAUGCCAUCCGUGCAGGAACCGUGAAGGGAUUCCCCAUGCUGCUCCAUCACUUGGGGGUUAAAUUCUACUAUCUCAUUGAUGAAGUUCAUGUAAACAAACUCCAAGAUAACUCUGAUUUGGUGCAUGAGGAAUUUGCCAAAACCAUUGGAAAAGUAGCCUGUGUGCUUUCAGGCAAAUCUGAGUUGUUGCUUCCCGAGUGUAACUCAAUAUCUCCAAAUGAAGAAUGUGAUCUUCUCUGUGAUAAUAUCAGUAUUGGAGGUGAUUGUGUGCUGACUGGACCAACCGUUGGGGCUUCUGUUUUUAUUCCAUUCCUUGUGCUGAUUGAAAAGACAAUGCCUGCUUCAGUAAAAUUGGCAUUCAUAAAGAAUAUUCCCUAUCUAUGUAUGUAUGUGAAUUUGACAAAAAAUGAUUCAAAUACAAAAGCCAUAAAUAGUGCAAUAUUGAACCUCAUGGAAGAUCCCAACAAAGCUGUUAGAAUUGCAUUCGGUGAAAAGAUACACAAUUUGUUAGAGUCACAAGAAAUUGAAGAUCAGAGUUUACUUAAAGAGUUGCUUAUAUUUAAGCUAAAACAAGCAUAUGCGAAUGCAAAGAGUUCAGGAGACAAUGAGCUAAAAGAUACAUUAAUACUAACAACCAGAGAAAUUGGACGAGCCGCCAGAGGAGAUCUGGUCCCAUUUGCUCUCUUACAUCUCUGCCACUGUUUAUUAUCCAAGUUUACAUAUGUUGCUGGUGCUGCCUACACAGAAAUUAGAGCACUGGCUGCAGCAAAAGGUAUGAAGUUGCAAGCCUUCUUCAGUCAAUACAAAAAGCCCAUUUGUCAGUUCUUGGUGGAAUCCUUGCAUACAAGACAUCUGGCAGCCAGUGGUAGUGCUGGAAGCCAGAGUAAAGAAUUAUGUCAGCGGGACUUGGAUCAUCAGCGACAGAUUACGCUAGAUAUGUUAUCUGAAGUCGCUCAUGUGUUUGAUUUCCCAGAUCUAAAUCGUUUCCUUACGCGUACCUUACAAUCACUGCUGCCAUAUCUGGCUGCAAAGGCCAGUGCUACCUCUUCAGUAUUGAUCCGGACCAUUGCAAAGCAGCUGAAUGUCAAUCGUCGAGAAAUUCUGAUAAACAACUUUAAAUACAUCUUUUCCCACCUGGUUUGUUCCUGCUCAAAGGAUGAACUUGAGCGAGGUCUACAUUAUCUGCAUAAUGAAACGGAACUUGAACUGGGCAGUCUCUUCAGGCAAGAUUUCCAGGGCUUACAUAAUGAACUACUAUUGCGCAUAGGAGAGCACUAUCAGCAGGUUUUCAACGGACUGGCCAUCCUGGCGGCAUCAGCUUCGAGAAGUGAUCAAUGCCGGGCAACCAGAGACAUUACUUCAGUGGAGUUAAUGGCAGUCUAUUUGCAGCCUAAAUUAUUGGGAAUUCUGGCCUUUUUCAACAUGCUUUUAUUGAGUUCUAGUGUUGGGAUGAAUGAUAAAAAGAUGGCUAUGAAUAGCUUAAUAUCACUUAUGAAAUUGAUGGGAUCAAAACACAUCAGUUCUGUUCGGGUAAAGAUGAUGACCACGCUGAGGACAGGCCUCCGAUACAAGGAUGAAUUUCCCGAGUUAUGCUGCAGGGCAUGGGAUUGCUUUGUACGUUGCCUGGAGCCCAGUUAUCUGGGCGCCCUUCUUAGUCAGGUCAUUGUGGCCCUACUGCCUCUAAUGUCCAUUCAGCCAAAAGAGACAGCUGGAAUAUUUCACUAUCUCAUAGUUGAGAACAGAACUGAAGUAAAAGAUUUUCUGCAUGAGAUUUACUUUUUGCCAGAACACCCCAACUUUACUGAGAUCCAAAAAGUGCUGCAGGAUUACAGAAAGGAAACAUCUAAAAGCACAGAUUUACAAACAGAACUACAGUUAUCUAUGCGAGCUGUUCAGCAUGAAAAUGUAGAUGUUCGUAUACAUGCAUUGACUAGUUUGAAGGAUACCAUAUACAAAAAACAGGAACAAUUGGUAAAACUUGCCACAGACAGUGAGACAGUCGAGCCGAUUAUCUCUCAAUUAGUGAUGGUGCUUCUGAAGGGUUGUCAAGAUGCAAAUGCACAAGCGAGACUCCUUUGUGGAGAGUGUCUUGGUGAAUUGGGAGCAAUAGACCCUGGACGAUUGGACCUUAUGACAAGCAACUCAGAGGGGAAAAGCUCUACGUUUGUGGCUGGUGUGGAGGAUCCCAGUUUUGCCCAUUAUCUGCUGAUAGAGUUGACAAGAGCCUUCCUUGCUUAUGCAGAUAAUGUUAGAGCUCAGGACUCGGCUGCUUAUGCCAUCCAGGAACUGCUGCAGAUAUACAAAUGCAAGGAAGAAAAGACUGAUUGUCCAGGACGCAGAUUGUGGAGGAACUUUCCAGAACAUGUGAAAGAAAUACUGGAACCUCAUCUAAACACCAGGUAUAAAAGUUCUCAGAAGACUUGGAACUGGGUCAGCAUUAAGAAGCCGUUCUACCUCGGGAAGCAUGACAGAGAUUUUGCAGAAUGGUCAGCAACGUGGGCUGGAUACCUGACAACAAAGGUUCGACAUGACCUAGCUGGAAAAGUCUUUGAAUGUUGCAGUUUUAUUAUGAAACAUGACUUUAAAGUUACAAUCUAUCUACUACCUCAUAUUCUAGUGUAUAUUUUACUUGGAUGUAAUGAAGAGGAUCAACGUGAUGUCUACUGUGAGAUGAUGGCUGUUCUAAAACAUGAUGAGUCCUGGGAUAGGAGGUUGCAGGACAGUGCUUCAGACCUGAGCCAAUUGAGCACACAGACUGUUUUCUCCAUGUUAGAUCAUCUUGCACGGUGGUCCAGGCACACACUUCAAGCUCUCAGCUCUGAUAAAAGUGGAGGCAGGUCCAGCAGGGACAGAGGGGGCCCUAAUGUUUCAAGCUCUCAAUAUAAAGAAUAUAAAAACGUCACUUCAUUUCUGGAGCUCAUACCCCAGGAUCUGCUUGCUAUAGCUUCUUUUCGAUCCAAAGCUUACACCCGUGCAGUGAUGCACUUUGAGUCUUUCAUUACAGAAAAGAAAGAGAACAUUCAGCAGCACCUUGGAUUUUUGCAGAAGCUAUAUGCUGCAAUGCAUGAACCAGAUGGAGUGGCUGGGGUUUCCGCAAUUCGUAAAGGGGAACCAUCUCUCAGGGAACAAAUAUUAGAACAUGAAAGCAGCGGACUGUUGAGAGAUGCCACUGCAUGCUAUGAUCGAGCUAUUCAGUUGGAACCUGAAGAGAUUAUUCAUUAUCAUGGAUUGAUGAAAUCUAUGCUUGGGCUUGGUCAGUUAUCCACCGUCCUCACUCAGGUUAAUGGAGUGCUUGCAAGCAGGGCUGAGUGGACCACAGAACUGAACACUUACAGAGUGGAGGCAGCUUGGAAACUGACCCAGUGGGAGUUGCUACAGAAUUAUGUAACAACAGAGCAGAAAUCCUGCACUUGGAGUGUGAGACUUGGCCAGCUUUUACUACUUGCUAAGCAGAGCAAUGUGGAGGGCUUCUAUGAACAGCUGCAGGUUACUCGAGCAGAGCAGAUUGUGCCACUCUCUGCAGCAAGUUUUGAACGAGGGUCGUAUCAGCGUGGUUAUGAGUACAUUGUCAGGUUGCAUAUGUUAUGUGAGCUGGAACACAGUGUCAAAGAACUGUUUCACCAGCAGCCCAGGAACCAGAGGGAAUACCACACGCAUCCGCUUAAUUGGCAGGCUCGUCUAGAAAUGACUCAGAAUUCCUUUCGAGCAAAGGAGCCACUCUUGGCAUUGCGCAGAGCAUUGCUCAGUGUCAAUAAAACGGCUGACUACAGCAAGUUGGUUGGAGAAUGUUGGCUACAGAGUGCCAGAGUUGCCAGAAAAGCAGGACAUCAUCAAACUGCAUACAAUGCCCUGCUUAAUGCUGGAGAAUCCAGAUUACCUGAGCUUUAUGUUGAAAGAGCAAAGUGGCUUUGGUCCAAGGGGGAUGUCCACAAAGCCUUGAUUGUCCUUCAGAAAGGUGUUGAGUUGUGUUUUGGAGAAACAGAAACAGAAUUAAGCAAUGACAAAAGCUGUUUGAUAAAGGGGCAAGCUACGUUGUUGGUUGGACGUUUCAUGGAAGAGACAGCUAAUUUUGAAAGCAAUGCUGUUAUGAAAAAAUAUAAGGAAGUGACCAAUUUAUUAUCAGACUGGGAAGAUGGACAUUUUUACUUGGCAAAAUACUAUGACAAACUAAUGCCAAUGGUAACAGAUAACAAGAUAGAAAAGCAAGGAGAUUUAAUUCGCUAUAUAGUCCUUCAUUUUGGCACGUCUCUGCGGUAUGGAAAUCAAUUCAUCUACCAAUCCAUGCCUAGAAUGUUAUCAUUAUGGCUUGAUUAUGGAGCAAAAGCCUACGAAUUGGAAAAGGCAUCGGGACGCACUGCUGAUCGCAUUGCCAUGAGAACAGAUCUUGAAAAGAUUAAUAAAGUGAUUGAGGACCACACAAACUUCUUGGCUCCUUACCAAUUCCUAACUGCAUUCUCACAGCUGAUUUCACGAAUAUGCCAUUUCCAUGAUGAUGUGUUUGCUCGACUGAAAGGUAUUAUUGUGAAGGUUUUUUUGGCCUAUCCCCAGCAGGCUAUGUGGAUGAUGACAGCUGUGUGCAAGUCAUCUUAUGUGACGCGAGUGAAUAGGUGCAAGGAAAUCCUUCAGAAGGCUAUUAAUGAUGAGAGCCGUUUAGGCAAGUUUGUAGGAGAUGCCACUCGUCUCACUGAAAAGUUGCUGGAACUUUGUAACAAAACGGUGGAUGGGAACAACACAACUUUAAGUAUGAGUGUUCAUUUCAAAUCGCUGAAGAGACUGGUAGAAGAACCAGCCUUUAGUGAAAUCCUCAUUCCUUUGCAAUCUGUGAUGACUCCGACUCUACCAUCAACUCCAGGCACCCAUGCAACUCAUGACCCUUUCCCUGGUCAUUGGGCCUACAUUGCUGGUUUUGAUGACAUGGUGGAAAUAUUAGCUUCUCUUCAAAAGCCAAAGAAAAUCAAUUUAAAGGGUUCUGAUGGGAAGUCCUACAUUAUGAUGUGUAAACCCAAAGAUGACCUCAGGAAAGAUUGUCGUCUCAUGGAAUUUAACUCUUUGAUUAAUAAGUGCUUACGAAAAGAUGCCGAGUCUCGCAGACGGGAACUUCAUAUCAGAACUUAUGCAGUCAUUCCCCUGAAUGAGGAGUGCGGUCUGGUUGAAUGGGUCAAUAACACUGCUGGCUUAAGACCCAUUCUGAAUAAGAUCUAUAAAGAAAAAGGUGUUUACAUGCUUGGAAAAGAGCUACGUCAAUGCAUGCUGCCAAAACAAGCACCUUUAGAGGAGAAAUUAUCUGUAUUUAAACAGCAGCUUUUGCCGCGUCACCCAGCUGUUUUUCAUGAAUGGUUCCUUGGAACUUUCCCUGACCCAACUUCCUGGUACAGUAGUAGAUCAGCCUAUUGUCGGUCUGUUGCAGUGAUGUCAAUGGUUGGCUACAUUCUGGGUCUUGGUGAUCGCCAUGGAGAAAAUAUUUUAUUUGAUUCUUUAACAGGCGAAUGUGUUCAUGUAGACUUUAACUGUCUUUUCAAUAAGGGAGAAACUUUUGAUGUUCCAGAAGUUGUCCCUUUCCGCCUUACCCACAAUAUGGUCCACGCCAUGGGCCCAAUGGGAACAGAAGGUUUGUUCCGACGAGCCUGUGAAGUAACAUUGAGAUUAAUGCGUGAUCAGCGAGAACCAUUAAUGAGUGUUUUGAAAACAUUUCUGCAUGAUCCAUUAGUGGAGUGGAGCAAACCAGUGAAAGGAAAUACAAAGGUACAACCCAAUGAAACUGGGGAAGUAAUCAAUGAAAAGGCCAAGACCCAUGUGCAAGACAUAGAAAAACGGCUACAUGGUGUGAUUAAAACAAGAAAUAAAGUGAAGGGUUUGCCUUUAUCCAUUGAAGGACACGUCCACUACCUUAUUCAAGAAGCAACAAAUGAAACACUUCUGUGCCAGAUGUACCUGGGUUGGGCUCCAUACAUAUGAAAACAUUGAUUGACUGGCAUAAAUGACAAAACAAGAAUGAAGUGUGAUGUUGCUCUAUGAUUUGUGACCUCUUUUUAGUGUCAAAUCUAAAUGACCAAAAAAAGUUUCAAGAAACAAGAUUUAUAUUACUGCUUUACAUCUUUAUAGUAAUUAAUUUGUUUUUGAAAACAUUUCAUAGAAGAAAAACAUAUUCCAAUCAGACUCCAUCACAAAUAUGAAAAUUAUUUGUAAUUUUACAACAAAGCAAGAUAAAGGGUAAACAUGGAACAUUAUUUCAGAUCAAGUGCAGUGAAGAGCAUGAAAAAGUCAAUGUUGAGAAUAAAUAAUUUUAUAAAGCCUUUAAAGAUAAGUCAGUUGAAGAGGUCGAUUUUUACGGAAACCAGACACAAAAGCAUGAAAUUGAAGACUGAUAUACAAAACCUGACCAGCGGCUUUUGGAUAAAACAGAAAGUUGAAAAAGUUGCCAAUCUCAGAAGCAGCGCAGCAAAACGGAAAUAAAUUCCUUUUGUAAUCUGGAGAAGACCGAAGAACUCUCCUUGUCUUGGAUGCUAUCGUUUGUUGUUCAUUAUCAACUGGUGCUAUAUUGGUGAAUUGGAUUAGACAUUGAAUUAUCUUCAAUUUGAAAAAAACUGUUAGGUUGGUAGCUGGGUUUUUUCAGGACCAAUAUAUUUUAGCCUGCGAAGCUAACAUUAACUGCUUGUUUAAAAUUGAACAGAACCCAUAUUUGUAACUCUCUAAAGCUCUGUAGAAUUCUGAGGUGUGGGUACAACCUCUGUACAACCUUAUCUGAUCCUGCAUUUGUGUGCACAGUAAAAUCCAACCUUCAAAUGGAUUUAAGAAAACCCAUUCCGUGGAUUUAAUAGGUUGAGGAUGAUUAAUCAAAUUCAUGAAUAAAGUUUGGAAAAUUGAGAUAAUUCUGUUAAUUUGGUUCCCAUUGCCUUCUAAGCCCUGUCAGACUUUUGUUUAAGAACAGUUUGAGAUCUUCUCGAGCUUUAACAUUACAGUGGCUAUUUUCAUCAUCCAACUAAUUAACAUAAUUUUUCUGUUAUUCAAUCUCUGUAAAUGUGUUUCACAUUGAUAACUUCAUAAACUUGAGACCAUAAAUCUUUGAACAGAGAAACGUGUGUUUCCAUACCAUGAAUUAGAUACAAUGCAAUUGAUGCACACUAUUUUGUAAUACACAGGCCAAAUUGGUUACAAUGUGAUUUAGAUUGUUUUAGAUUAAACUAGAGAACCACAUAAAACUAAAGGACCUGUCCCACUUGGCUGUCAUUUGCGUGCCAUUUACGCAACCUGCUAGUGUGUGGGUAGCACGGGAUGGGCGCAUGGAGUGGAGGAGUGUGGACUUCGUCCUGAAUGAAAUCUUCGCGCGCCACCGGCCUGUCGUGUAACUGACGGCCAAAGUGGGCCAGGCCCAAGACCCUGGCGCGGUGCAACGUCUCACCUCCAACAGCAGCAGAAGCAGGCAAACAAUCGUCGAGCUCAGCCUGGGGUUCAUGGCCUUUGCGGAUCCGGAUCUGGCCCCACUCCUACUCAGAGAGCGGGGCAAAGACGAUUUGAAAUAGACACAAAAUGCAGGAGUAACGGCUGUGCAGACGCAUGAUGACGUGCGCGACCAUCACGUGUCAGUCACUACCGGCCUGCCGCGUAAAUGACGGCCCAAGUGGGACAGGCCCUUAACUGGAAAUUGACAAGCAAAAAAGGAUGUUGUCCUGGAAAAAGAGAUUUUGGUAAAAAAAUCUUAAUUACAAGUAACCUUAGCUUUAUUUUGGAGAAACCUGAUUGAAAUAUUUAAGUUUCAGAAUUAUUUAAGUUCUCACCAAAGAUGUUGUUUGAACUAAAUAUUCUAAUAAUUUCAUGUUUAGUUUUUACUUCACCAACAUCUAUGCUAUUUUGCCUUUUGUAUGCCGAAACAUUUGCUAACAUGGUGAAAGCUUACAACUGAUUUUGAUAAAGAUGAAUACUGAUCUGAA
This is a messenger RNA of Leucoraja erinaceus (little skate), 10405 nucleotides long. RefSeq names its product ATR serine/threonine kinase (gene atr). NCBI's taxonomy places the organism in Eukaryota, Metazoa, Chordata, Chondrichthyes, Rajiformes, Rajidae. Bases 393 to 8432 code for a protein of 2679 amino acids. Gene Ontology annotation, molecular function: protein binding; protein serine/threonine kinase activity. The record is from RefSeq and is a predicted model, not a curated record. The transcript has 47 exons. Gene Ontology annotation, biological process: DNA damage checkpoint signaling; protein phosphorylation; telomere maintenance. Gene Ontology annotation, cellular component: nucleus.